AUCUAUUUUUUUACUUUUACUUUUACUUUUAAUUGAAGAAAACUUGGCACAAAAUUUAUGCAUUUUUUGGCACUUUAAAAACGAAAAUCAUGAACAAAUCCGACUCGAAGAAACUUGUGGCUUCCUCAACAGACAAGAAGCAGCAUGCACCCGUCUGCCCAAAGCGGAAGUCCGUAAGAAGGAUCCAUGGCCAGAAGCCAGCGCAAUUCCUCAAUCCUUCCACCAUUCGACGCAUUUGUCGCCUGCCGCCAGAAAAAAUGCAGCCCAAUACGAAUGCGAAGGUUCGGUACCGCAAUCCUGAGUUCAGGAGAGUCGAUGAUCCUGGCGCUGUGUCCGCUUGCAAUGUUUGCGAAGAGGUGGUCCAUACCCCGCGACGGUACAGUGACAAAGUUGAGCAGGCAACCCAAACGGAGCCAAGUUGCAGUGGCAGCUUAUUUGGCGAUCAAUCCAGCCAGAUGUCCAAACAGUCCAAUCGGAUGUCAGGCGAGUCUAGCCAGGAGCUCCACUCAGACGCCGUCGCAAACUCCAGCCAGGCGGCAGCCUGAGAUGGGUCACCAAACGUUCCAGGAUCACAAAGCCGCAUCGUCGCUACUAAAAUGCACCUUCUGUGGAAUAGAAAGCGUGUUCCAAGGUGCUUUCGAUGGUUCAUCCUUUGAGUGGGCGUUGGGGAGGAGGAGGCAGCUCUAGUUGUGUGAUUUUUUUUCCCGCUCUUCCAUUCCACUUGGUGUCACGUAGACUUUUCGUUAGCUUUGAGUUUUCAGUUACAGGGCAGCGGAGGAGGGAGGUGGCGGCAAUCACCAAAUAAAAAGCCAUCGGACAGUUGCUGAGCUCAGUUUCAAUUUUCACUUAAAACAAAGUUGGGGCAAGGAUGUGGAUGCGGACAUGCGGACAUGGGAAGUUGCUGCUGCUGUUGCUGCUGCUGCUGCUGGGUUUUUGUAAUCAGAGCAAAAGUAUAGACGGGGCAGACACAUGACGGGAACUGCUUCGCUGUUGUCUGUCCUCUGCCCUUGGCUUACGUGAUUUCAGACAUCCAAAUCACGGAUCGGGUUAAGAGCCCCAUCGUUAUCCACAAAUCCAAUGGAAAAAAGUAAGCCAGAAGGCAGCCUGGCUGCGAUUGAGGACGCAUUUGAUACCCUUGCUACGCUGUUGAUCAAAAAUAAAUAAUAGAGAAUUCCUUUUCCAAUGUGGAAAAUCUUUCUGCAGGCGGGUGCAUCCUUCAAUGGGCUUUAAAGGGUACACAGAAAACGGAGUAAAUCAAAUGGAAAACAAAAGAAAGCUUGCCAAAAUCAGCAAAAGGAAAUAAACAGAGGCGCGGAGUGAACGGAAAAAGUUUUCUGUGUGUGUGUUUGUGUGGCUCACGUGACAUUUGUUUUUGGCAAGUGUCCUGCUCUCCUCGUUGGGGACCAAAUCAGCGAAGCGAACGUACCUGCAACGAAGACAAUUGGGGAAGAGAGAAUUAGUUGGAUGCGACCAUAGAUUUUAUAUUUAAAGCGCUUAAAGUACAGAAAUCCCUGAAAUCGAUUAUUUGCCCUUUUGGUUCCACUUAUGCGAGCGGAAAGAAAAUCGUUUAUGGCUCACAGACACAUCGCUGACUGUCCCACAGUUCAUUGGAAGCCAUGCUGUUGCAUCUAACCAUCUUGCUGUUUUUCUUUGGGAUGAUUUCCCACGCCAGGACGAAGCCAGCGAGCUGUCCGCUUGGCUACAAAUUCAACAUAUUCUCGCAAUGCGAUCGCGUCCCCUACAAGGCGGGCAAGUGAAGAAAGCAGCCCCACUCCAGCACCCACAAUAAAUUGAUUUUAUAUUUAAAGUGCUUAAAGAACUAAAA
This is a messenger RNA of Drosophila obscura, 1825 nucleotides long. RefSeq lists its product as uncharacterized. The record is from RefSeq and is a predicted model, not a curated record. The transcript is spliced from 2 exons. The coding region runs from base 90 to 545 and encodes 151 amino acids. NCBI's taxonomy places the organism in Eukaryota, Metazoa, Arthropoda, Insecta, Diptera, Drosophilidae.